Messenger RNA from Aethalodelphis obliquidens (Pacific white-sided dolphin), 6881 nucleotides. It is a transcript of the gene PTBP3, whose product is annotated as polypyrimidine tract binding protein 3. The record is from RefSeq and is a predicted model, not a curated record. Gene Ontology annotation, molecular function: RNA binding. Gene Ontology annotation, cellular component: nucleus. Gene Ontology annotation, biological process: mRNA processing. Bases 102 to 1769 code for a protein of 555 amino acids. Lineage: Eukaryota; Metazoa; Chordata; Mammalia; Artiodactyla; Delphinidae. The transcript is spliced from 15 exons.
GCAGCUUGCCGGUACCCGGAGCCGCCCUGCUGCCGCUGCCUCCUCCCUCCGUUCGCGGUGGGCCCGUCAGUCUCCGCACUGUGCGCUCCUCCGUGUGGGCCAUGGAUGGUGUUGUUACAGAUCUUAUAGCAGUCGGUUUAAAGCGGGGAUCUGAUGAGCUUCUUUCUUCCGACAUCGUUAACGGACCUUUUACCAUGAACAGUUCCACUCGUUCUGCAGGUGUGUAUGCUAAUGGGAAUGACAACAAGAAAUUUAAAGGAGAUAGACCUCCCUGUUCGCCUUCCCGUGUUCUCCAUCUUCGCAAAAUUCCAAGUGAUGUCACCGAAGCAGAGGUCAUAUCAUUAGGUCUACCAUUUGGCAAAGUAACUAAUCUUUUGAUGUUGAAAGGAAAAAGCCAGGCUUUCUUAGAAAUGGCUUCUGAGGAAGCUGCUGUUACUAUGGUGAAUUAUUACACUCCUGUUACUCCUCACCUUCGAAGCCAGCCUGUUUUUAUUCAGUAUUCCAAUCACAGAGAACUUAAGACUGACAAUCUACCUAAUCAAGCUAGAGCCCAAGCUGCACUGCAGGCUGUCAGUGCUGUCCAGUCAGGAAGUCUGGCCCUUCCUGGAGCUCCUGCUAAUGAAGGCACGGUCCUACCUGGGCAGAGCCCUGUGCUCCGAAUAAUUAUUGAAAACCUCUUUUAUCCUGUUACCCUGGAAGUUCUUCAUCAGAUAUUUUCUAAAUUUGGCACAGUCUUAAAGAUUAUCACCUUUACAAAGAAUAAUCAGUUUCAAGCCUUGCUUCAGUAUGCUGACCCAUUGAAUGCACAUUAUGCCAAAAUGGCUCUGGAUGGCCAGAAUAUCUAUAAUGCAUGCUGCACUCUGCGUAUUGACUUCUCCAAGCUUACCAGCCUUAAUGUGAAAUAUAAUAACGACAAAAGCAGAGACUUCACUCGCUUAGACCUUCCUACUGGUGAUGGCCAGCCAUCCCUUGAACCCCCUAUGGCUUUCGGUGCACCAGGAAUAAUUUCCUCACCAUAUGCAGGGGCUGCUGGAUUUGCCCCAGCCAUUGGAUUUCCUCAAGCUACAGGUCUGUCAGUCCCAGCUGGACUAGGUCCCGGAGCUCUUGGUCCUCUCGCAAUCACCUCCUCUGCCGUCACUGGAAGGAUGGCCAUUCCUGGGGCUGGUGGUAUACCGGGAAAUUCUGUUCUACUUGUCACCAAUCUUAAUCCUGAUCUUAUUACACCACAUGGACUUUUUAUCCUAUUUGGAGUAUAUGGUGAUGUACAUCGAGUGAAGAUAAUGUUUAAUAAGAAAGAAAAUGCAUUGGUUCAGAUGGCAGAUGCAAAUCAAGCUCAGCUAGCAAUGAACCAUCUGAGUGGUCAAAGACUUUAUGGGAAAGUGCUUCGUGCUACACUGUCCAAACAUCAAGCAGUUCAGCUUCCUCGAGAGGGACAAGAAGACCAAGGUCUGACUAAGGAUUUUAGCAAUAGUCCUUUGCAUCGCUUUAAAAAGCCUGGCUCUAAAAACUUCCAGAAUAUUUUUCCACCAUCAGCUACUCUGCAUCUUUCCAACAUCCCCCCCUCUGUUACAGUAGAUGAUCUGAAGAACCUUUUCACAGACGCCGGAUGUUCAGUGAAGGCUUUUAAAUUCUUUCAGAAAGAUCGCAAAAUGGCACUCAUUCAGUUGGGAUCUGUGGAAGAAGCAAUCCAGGCUCUCAUUGAACUUCAUAACCAUGACCUUGGAGAAAAUCACCACCUCAGAGUUUCCUUCUCAAAAUCUACAAUCUAACUUUUCUGUGAAUUUUUCUCCUAAGACUGGACCAUAAUUUUAGUAAAACCCUUCAGACAUAGACUGAAGCAGCUCAAGACCAAUUCUGCCUCUUUCACAAAAAUAACUCUUCCUGAGUUUGAUAUUCAAGUAUAUUCAAAAAAUCAUGGGAUGUUCUCUUUUCCCUUAAACCCUCUGCCAAUACAUCACCAGAGGCGUGUUUUUCCUGUCCCAUAGUUUCUAAAAUGAAAAUAAUCUUCAGGAAAAAAGAAUCAGGAAAAAAUUUUUUUUCAAUAAUUUAAUUCCCUAUAUUAAAUUGGAUUUCAAGAGGAUGGUCUUUCUUUUCGUUUGGGUCCAGAUCAGCCUUAUACAACAUUUCUAAACUCCUUUGUACUUUGAAAAAUUUAAACAUAUAGACUUUUAAAAUUACUUGACAUAAGUAAUUUAAAUUACCUACAACCAAGAUUUUAACUGUAUGAUUCAGAAGUUUGACUCCUCUAGAAAACUGUGUUCCCUUAUAAGUUACAUCAGUUAUUUGGCAUAUACUGAUACUUACUAUACAUAAACAAAUUGGGUUGUAUUGGAAGCAAAUUUAUAAAUCUGCGUGUUUUCUUUCACUUUUUUUUUCCACUGUAAGACACUCCUUUGCAUAUCUUUAACUUUUUAAGACUAUUUGGAGAAUGAAGUGUCUCAACUGUCUCCAGGGAAAUUAAGUCGAAUCUAACCAGGAUCUAUUAAGAUGUCAGAAUAAUUAAUAAUUUUAUUAGGAAAAAACAUGUUUUAAAUUUCAAAAUGACACUUGCCGAAUAAUAUAAUAUGAUCUUGGAAAAUUUAAAAAGAAAAAUAAUCCUACUUAUAAACUACUUUUUUAUAGUUGUUUUCAGAAAAAAGUUUACAGUCUUAAGGAAAAUAUUCAGGUCUAUCAUAUGGUUUGACAGAUUUUUUAAAAGUUAUUUUUGGUAAAGUCUUCUUUUAGAAAAAAAUCAAUCUCAAGGGUUUUUUGUACCACUAUAAUCUCUAAUACUUAUUCAGAAUUACUGUGUAUUUACUUAAUUUCCUAUUAUGUGCCUUAUUAUGUGCUUAUGAUAUAAUAGGUUAGACUUUUAUCUAAGUAUCUUGAAAGCUAUAUCGUGGGCUUGGUGAGCAUUUGUUUUUUCUUUCCCUGUUUUGGUAAGAAUUUUAAAGUUUUUUUCAUUGCAAUUUUAAGUGAUUUUCAAUAACUACUAGUUUCUAUUCAAAUUUUUGGUGCUUUGGUGUAGAGAUGGGGUGAGGAAGGGUUAAAUGGUUUGGGGAAUAACUCAGUGCACACCUGUAGGCCUCUUCAUGUUGUGACCAAUAGUGGUCAUUGCCAGUUAUAGCAUACCAAUUUGGGGCUAUAACAUGCAGUCUCAGUUCUGGAUCUUGUCUGAUCUUUAUCACCCAUUAGAAUUUGUCUCAGGAUUACUUGGUUUUUGUCAUAUACUCGUGAGAACUUGCUUUUCUUUGUUAAUGUAACUUCAUUACUGAGUGCCCACAUAUAUGGAGUAUGAGAAGGUGGAUUCUUUCUCAUACUCUGUCCCUCUUUUUAGUUGAAUGUGAGAGUACAUUUUAAUGUUGCUUCAGUGAUUGUAUAAUGUAAAAUUGUUUCUUUUUAGUUAGAUACUUUGCUUUUGUUAAUUCCUUCAGUGCUUGAUCGGAUUUUUUUAAAGCAGAAUUUGUUAAAAGGGUCAUUUUUGUCCACCCCUUUUACACUUUUCAGAUUCUCAGAGUGGUUCAUCUCACCUUUUAAAAGAAUAUCUCAAUUUCUUUGCUAUAUUCCAGCCAUUAAUUUGAACACAGGAAGAAAUUUUAUAAAAAAUUGGAGACUACAAAAGAUAAUUGUUAAAAAGCAGAAUUCACUCAACGCUGAGCAACAAUUAGUUAUUAGAAUACAAAGGAGGACACUAUAUUGAGAUCUUUCAAAUGGAUCAAUUUUACUAUUGGCUGAUAGGUAUAAUCAUUUAUCUAAUUUUUAUUUUUUUCACUUAUGAAAUAUAUUUUUACCAAAACACUGAGUAAGAGGGAAGGGGGAAAAAAUGAUUUCUUUAAGAAAUCUCCCCAAAUUGCUUCAUUUUUUUCCUUCCAUACAGGCACUAUUAUAAUUUUCAGUGGCAUGUUAAAUUGGUUUUUUUUUAGUUAGGAAUUACUGUGUAGUUUUAAUUCAUGAUUCCUAUAACAGUCAGUGUAAGUGUAGCAGAAGUGUAGCAGAAGGGAGAUCACAAUGGUAUUGAAUGUAAUUUUGAAGUAGGGAAUGGCCUUCAUAUUUGAGAGAGAACAUUUGAAUCCUUUUCAGGGAUUUGUGCGCGCGCGUGUGUGUGUGUGUAUAGAUAAGUGUAUAUACAUACAUACACUUUUCUAGUGUUGUACAUACAUAUGCACAUUACAUACAUCUUAAUUUAUUGACAAAGAACAUUAAUCAAAUUAAGAUUUGGAAAAGGUGAGAUAUUCUUGUUUAAAAUAGUGUGUUUGCAACCAUCAAUUUGUGUCUAAAAUUAGCUGUAGCACAUGGAUGUUGUCCAUAUUGGGCUAUUUGCUCUUUGAAUUAUAGAGGUCUACAGUAUUUGUGUUGGUAUAGUUUCUGUAAAAAGAUUUUAAAAUAUCAGGGCAGUGGAAAAACUAGAUCUUUGUAUUUUUUGCUUUGGCAUGCAUGUAGUUGAUAUCUUCUGAGCAAUGUUUAUUUUUGCUGUUGAGCUGUCAUAGUAUCCUAUUUUUAAGUUUAUUUACUUAAUUUUAAGGAGUAUUGUCUUAUUUUUGGAGGUGUCUGACUUUGACACAAAGUAUGUAUAUUCAGGACUUUAUUAAAAAAUAGCAGUACAUGUUUAACAGUAGCAAUUUAUGCCAAAAAGUUCUACUUUGAGAUUUAAAUAACUUGCAUAGCAGUAAAUUGUUUUUCCUGUGAGAUACAAAUAGAAAAAUAACCUUAAUAAUUUGAUAACUUACAGGAGAGUAUCAGAAUUACCCAAUAGCUCCUGCAGAAUGCCAUAAAUUCGUUAUUUAAGGCUAAAUAUUGUUAUGUUAAUUUGUAGUAAUGUUUCUGAUUUUGUUGAAAGUUGCAAAUCUCACAGUUUUUAGAGACGCAAUUUUUGCCUGCCUAUUCCUUAUGGAAGCAAUGCCUUUUUUUGGCUCCACCUAGGAUGGUGAUUAUAGGUUCUGCUUCAGUUGAUUAAAAGUAACUCUCAUGAAUGUCUCUGAUCAGUUUUAUAUAAACUUUUGAAAGCUUCCAUGUCAUUAGGCAGCAAAGGUUAUACAUUUAUAUUAACAUGUAAUUCCUCUUCGGUUUCCACUAAGUAUUUUUGGACAAAAGAUGACAAGCUCAAAAGUAUGUAUCCCCCCCCCCCACCCAGUGAGUCACUUAAAAGCCCUGUUUGCCAAACUAUCAGCCUAUCUCUUAGAAAACCUAGUGUGUACUGCUAUUUUUAAAACCAAAAAGACAGCAUGACUAUGCGUAAAAGCAUUUUUCUUAACUUUUCCUUUGUCUUUAUCUGUUGUUAACAAGAAUAAAACUGCCAGACUUAAAAUAUUCUACUGUUGUGCUAAAAGAAAUACAAUUUAGAUUGCACAGAACUUUUUCUUUAAAGAAAAUAUAACUCAGCUGUCUUUUAAGAGCUGUGUUAUUGUCUACAAGACUAUUUGCAGUCUUUUUUCAGAGCAAAUUUUAACAGCUAGUUGUGAAUGAUUUAAAAAAUAGAAAAUUACUAAAAUAUUAGUUUUGGGGGUUUUAUAGAGGGAGAAAAACAAAACAGGACCAAAGGUUAUGUGCCUUCUUCAGUAGUCUUAAUUGAUCUUUUCUUCCUAUUUGAGACUAAGGUAGUAUCAGUAUUCUGGUUUUCAGGAAAUACAUACUAUAGUUUUAAAAGAAUGUUGUCCCACACACCAUCCGUUCAAGCAAACAGUUGUAACUGUAAAAUGAAGUCUCAGUUACACUUUUUGCCUUCAUCACAUAAUAUUCAUUAUAUAGCAUUGUGCAGGUCCAAGAACAGAGCUGCUCGUAAUCUUUGUGGUAGUCAUCUUAGUUUCUGUAACCAGAGGCAUAUGUUCCAGAGAACAGGGAUAUUUUUCUGGUCCAGUGACCUUGGUGAUAAUAGUCAUGAUUGAAAGCUGCUCAUGGCAAGCUUAAAUCAGCACUGUAAACAGAUUUUUGUUGUUGUUGUUACAUUAUUUUUAGUUCUUGAAUCUAUGUAGUAGUUGUAAUAACAAAUAUUUAAAUAGCUAUUUUUGAUGUCAUUAAAAAAAAUCAUACUCUAGCCUUUUUUCCCCCUUACCAUUGUUACUCAGAUCUUUAAAAAAUUCAUCCCACAUCCAAAAAGUACUAAUUAUAAAGACUGCUGACCAAGCAAAGUUUUGCAUCAAAAUGUCACCUCAUUGCUCUGACCAAAGACUGACUGUUCUGGUUUUGACUCCUUUCUGUUAAGCAUUUCUUUUCCCAAGCUCCUUUCUGAAAGAAGAUCCAGUGCAAAGCGGCCUUUACUUUCUAUUUCCUAUCGGCGAAUAGACUACUUAGAGAAAAUGGGAGUUUAAAUGUGAACAGAAUGGAUUAGGACAACAUGGGUUUUAUGGGCAUUUUCAGUACUGUAUUUAAGGAAAAAAAAAAAAAUAGCACAGCUAGGAGCCUCUGACAUUGUCUCGUGUUUUAUGUGGUCUGUUCAUAAAAUUCCCUUUUUCAGUUUAUAAGAAUGUUCAUCUAACAGAAGAAAAUGCUGUAAAUAUUUGUAACAACAUUUUUUAAAACCAGGCCGAAAAAGAAAAAAAAACGGUUUUUGGGAACAAGUUAACAUAUAAAGUGGUUUUAUAUAAAACAUCAGUUGUCUUGUAUAUUUUGAUAAGCAACAGUACCAGCUUUCAUUUGUAACACAGUUUGUGGCAUUGGAAGAAAAGGAUUCUGUGAUUACUGAAGUGAAUUAUGUUAUAAAUGCAAAGAGAAGAUAAAAUAUUAAAAAACAUAUUUUCUAAGUGCGUAGUGCAUGGUUAAUUCAAGCUUCUGUACACUACAAUAUAUUCCAUUUUUGUUUGUGUAUUUGCUGACUAUUACUUGAUAUCUCUAAUCUCUUUCCUAACAAGUAUAGCAUUGUAGCAUGCCUUUUAAUAAAUGUCAUGACAUCUGUACUCUCUUAAAAA